CAAGGCGCGGGUAGUCGAGCGCCGAGAGGGCGAGUACGCGCUGGAGACGCCGCGGUCCCGGGCACCGGCGCACGAGCCGACCGUGGCCAUGGGCCUGGGCGCCAGCGCCGAGCAGCCCGCGGGAGGCUUCGAGGGCUUCCACCUGCACGGGGUGCAGGAGAACUCCCCCGCCCAGCAGGCAGGCCUGGAGCCCUACUUCGACUUCAUCAUCACCAUCGGGCACUCAAGGCUGACCCAGACUUGUCUGGGGGGCCCGGCCGCGUGUGUGUGGGGGGUCUGGGAGUCAGCCCCGCUGCCCCUGCAGAACAAGGAGAAUGACACGCUCAAGGCCCUGCUGAAGGCCAACGUGGAGAAGCCGGUGAAGCUGGAGGUGUUCAACAUGAAGACCAAUAAGGUGCGCGAGGUGGAGGUGGUGCCCAGCAACAUGUGGGGCGGCCAGGGCCUGCUGGGUGCCAGCGUGCGCUUCUGCAGCUUCCGAAGGGCCAGCGAGCACGUGUGGCACGUGCUGGAUGUAGAACCCUGUUCCCCUGCCUCUCUCGCUGGCCUGCGCCCCUACACCGACUACGUGGUCGGCUCAGACCAGAUCCUCCAGGAGUCCGAGGACUUCUUCUCGCUCAUCGAGUCCCAUGAGGGGAAGCCCUUGAAGCUGAUGGUUUAUAACUCCGAGUCCGACUCCUGCCGGGAGGUGACUGUCACUCCCAAUGCAGCCUGGGGAGGAGAGGGCAGCCUGGGCUGUGGUAUCGGCUACGGGUAUCUGCACCGGAUCCCAACCCAGCCUCCCAGCCACCACAAGAAGCCAUCUGGUGUCCCACCACCUGGUGUCCCGCCGCCUGGUGUCCCGCCGCCUGGUGCCCCACCACCUGGACCCAUCCCCCAGGACUCUCCUGCCCCUUCUGGCCUGGAGACAGGCUCCAGGCAGGGUGACUACGUGGAGGCCCUGCUGCAGGCACCUGGCUCCUCCAAGGAGGAACAGCUCCCUGGGCCUGAGAGUCCUGGCCAUGGCACUCCGGACCUUGGCGACCUUCCCCGUUCCAUGGAGAUUCCUCUUCAUCCUCCGCCUCCACUGCAGCGAGUCAUGGACCCAGGCUUCCUGGACGUGUCCGGCAUCUCCCUCUUGGACAGCAGCAAUGCCAGCGCCUGGUCUGGGCUGCCCUCCUCCACAGAGCUGACCUCCACUGCGGUCUCAGCCUCAGGGCCGGAGGACGCCUGCUCCAGCAGGGGUUCUCGUGAGCGUGGCGGUGAGGCCACCUGGUCUGGGUCAGAGUUUGAGGUCUCCUUCCCAGACAGCCCAGGCACCCAGGCCGACCACCUGCCUCAGCUGACACUUCCCGACAGCCUCACCUCUGCAGCCUCACCAGAAGAUGGGCUGUCCGCUGAGCUGCUCGAAGCCCAGGCUGAGGAGGAGCCAGCAAGCACAGAGAGCCCAGAUUUCAGGGCAGAGGCUGAGGGGGCAGCCAGCCAGGCACAGCUCUCCACCCCAGAAUAACACCCCAGGCUCUAAGAAGGGCCUCUGAUGGCAUUUCAUGAGGCCCGGAAGUGGGAGGCAGCUCAGGCCACACUGCGUGGCCGAACCCCCUGCGUUGUGCUUCCUAGGCUGCUGCUGACGGGGUGGGGGUGGGGGUGUGGCUUGUGUCCACUCCGACCCUACUGGUCUCCAAGAGGUGACCUCCCAGCAUUCAUUCUGCCUGAUGGUCCUGCCUUCGGGGAAUUGACCACUUGUUUGAGAAUCUCAAGUACUUCUCGGGUAGCAGGGGGCUGGGAGUAGCACCCAGGUUAAGUAAGUUUUCCAGGAGCUAGGGUCGGAGAGCAAAGGAUUCUUUGCCACUCGGGCAGGGCGUGGAACUUCAGUGGCCGCGGGCCUUGGGGAAGGGCAUCUUUUGGCCACGUACCCACUGCUUGCUCCUGCUCUGGUCACUGUGGCUGCACAGAAGGUAGCAGAGUCCAGGCACCAUCAGGUGUGAAGAUGGGGUGAGGGACGAAGGGGUUGGUGUGGAGUGUUUGCCUAAUCGCUCUGUAGGGCUUGCAGUGAUUCUUUCCACAGAGCUCAGCCAGCUCUAUCUGUAAUGGAAGGCACCCCCAAGCCCUGGGGACCCCUGCCGCUCCAAUUACUGUCUCACUCUGUGCUACACUGCACAGUUGGCUCAUGCUGACCACAUAUUCCAGCCAUGGUUGGAGGAGAGGCAGUGAACUUGCUCACCUCUUCUGAGGGAGGAUGGUUGGAAAUUCUAGGCCCUUCAGCACACUCACCUGUGCUUGGACCAUGAUGCUUCUUCUUCCCCACCGUCUACACCCCACAGACCUAGUGUCCCCAGUUGUGACUCCUGUCAGCUCCCAAACUUUUACAACCAUCUCUUCUAAAUAUACAUGUCAUCCAGCCAGCCCCAGUGGUGAGUAAAAGUUACAAAUUUAAUUUCACCAUCCUAAGCAGACUCUCAGAGCCAGUCCUCCCGACUGGAGUUCUUUACACACAGCUCCCACUCCAAGGGGAGAUGAGGGGCCUGGACAAGAUUGGGUAAGGGCCCUUCUGUUCUCUCCUGUAGUACGGGAGAGGGCUGUUCCCCUCACCUCCAGUGCCUUGGGAGGCUAAGACUAGGUUGGGUCUUUUGCUCUGCCUGGUUCCUGCAGGAAGAGGAGGGCUCCAUCCAGGGAUGGCCCCUCAUCACUUGAAGUCCUCUCCUCUUUGGCUAGAGUCCCUCACCUUCCCACAGCCCUCACUGAGUACCAUGAACGCUUCCUCUGGCCUGGCCUUCUAGCCUCGGCCCAGUCGAAAGUCCCACCUUUACCAUUUGAUUUGGAAUGUGUGCACUUACAGGGAAUUCAGAGCAGAGCUCUCUUAGGCUCAAAGGACAAGGACUGUCUGCUCUGGGGGGCACAGACCAAGUAUAUGGAAGGAGGGCCCCAAACCAGCAAACACUUCGCUUCUAGCACCGUGACUACAUUUAAAAAGCAAGUCUUUGUCAAGUCUACCAGAGCAGCUGAUAAGCCCACAGAACAGGGAGGCAUUGUGUCCAAAGCCAGUGCUGGAGCCUGGUUCCUGGAUUGUCUGGGAGCCCAGUGCAGCAAUCCAGGAAGUAGAAAAGAAUCACCAUGGGCCUGUUCUGAGGCCAGCUUCCCUUCACUGUAGUCUGGCAGUCCGACCCAGAGUCACCCUCACCCAAGGGACCUGGUUCUUCCCUCCCUCACUUUCACACACUCCCCUCCUUAAAUUGGGGGAUAAAAUGGAUAUCAAUGCUGAUUAUUUCCACGGUAAACACAAAACCAGAAGUUUCUUCUUUUCUCUGUAAUCUGCUAUGAAGGAAAAUGACAAGUGAAAAUAAAUGGGUACUACACUUUGAAA
Messenger RNA from Mesoplodon densirostris (Blainville's beaked whale), 3337 nucleotides. It is a transcript of the gene GORASP1, whose product is annotated as golgi reassembly stacking protein 1. NCBI's taxonomy places the organism in Eukaryota, Metazoa, Chordata, Mammalia, Artiodactyla, Ziphiidae. Gene Ontology annotation, cellular component: Golgi apparatus. The coding region runs from base 89 to 1486 and encodes 465 amino acids. The transcript has 9 exons. The record is from RefSeq and is a predicted model, not a curated record. Gene Ontology annotation, biological process: Golgi organization. Gene Ontology annotation, molecular function: protein binding.